Molecule: messenger RNA, 2313 nt
Organism: Trichoderma breve
Lineage: Eukaryota; Fungi; Ascomycota; Sordariomycetes; Hypocreales; Hypocreaceae
Product: glycosyl hydrolase family 92 domain-containing protein
Exons: 4
Coding region: 1-2313 (770 amino acids)
Biological process (GO): glycoprotein catabolic process; protein quality control for misfolded or incompletely synthesized proteins; protein deglycosylation
Cellular component (GO): cytosol; nucleus
Molecular function (GO): peptide-N4-(N-acetyl-beta-glucosaminyl)asparagine amidase activity; carbohydrate binding
Source: RefSeq, a predicted model, not a curated record
AUGCGUGCGAGUGUCGAGCUCCUCGCUCUCGCCCUGCUUGGCUCUGCGCCUAGGAUUGCGGCAUCGCCUGCAACCCAGAAGUCGAGCAACGGCUUCUCCUACAUCAACCCGCUGAUCGGAACCGCCAACGGUGGCAACGUCUUUGCUGGAGCAACGCUCCCCUACGGCCUCGCAAAGGCGUCAGCCGAUGUAGAUGGACAGAAUACAGGGGGAUUCGGAAUUGAGGGACCAAACGUUGUAGGGUUUUCGUCAGUCCAUGAUUCCGGCACCGGUGGGAAUCCCAGCUUGGGCAACUUUCCGCUGUUCCCACAGGUCUGUCCCGACGACGAGCUCAACAACUGCAAGUUUCGAAUUGGAGACCGGAAGCUUCCUUAUGUCAAUAACUCGCUGGUGGCCCAGCCAGGGCACUUUGGACUCCAGCUAGAAUCUGGUAUCGGGGCCAACAUGACAGUUUCGCAACACGCGGCUCUGUAUCGCUUCACGUUCCCCAAGGGCACGAAACACCCGCUGGUUCUCUUAGAUUUGACGGAUCUGUGGCAGAGCCGGCAGAAUGCCUCGAUUCAGGUCGAUGAAAAGUCGGGCCGCAUGACGGGCAACGGCACAUUUCUCCCCAGCUUCGGCGCCGGGUCUAUACACGAGACGGGCGUAUGGGUCAACAACCGCGCGGGCACCGAACCGAAACAGGUCUUUCUUACGCGAGGCUUCAACUUGUUCUUCCUAGAAGGCGGCGGCUUCGUACGCUUGAACGCACCGAGAGAUGGCGUCGUGACGGUUCGGAUGGGCAUCAGCUACAUCAACAGCGCGCAGGCAUGCCGAAACGCGGAAAGCGAGAUCCCAAGACCGGUGACGGAUUUCGGCCGGCUUGUUGACAAUGCGCAGAAGGCUUGGACUGAGAAGCUGAGUCCCAUUUCUAUCAAGAGCGGCGGUGCAACGGACGACCUUUUGACCAGCUUCUGGAGCGGCGUCUACCGCAACAUGAUUUCACCGCAGAACUAUACGGGAGAGAACCCGCUCUGGCGUAGCGAUAAGCCCUAUUUUGAUUCGUUUUACUGCAUUUGGGAUAGCUUUCGUGUCCAGCACCCUCUGUUGACCAUUCUUGAUCCCCACGCUCAGACGCAGAUGGUGGAAGCUCUACUAGACAUAUACAAGCACGAAGGAUGGAUGCCCGACUGCCGAAUGUCGCUCUGCAAGGGCUGGACCCAAGGAGGUUCCAACGCCGACGUUGUCAUUGCGGAUGCGUUUGUCAAGAAUCUCAGUACAACCAUUGACUGGGAACUUGCCCUAGACGCCGUCCUGGCGGACGCUGAAAACGAGCCACUGGAGUGGUCGUAUCACGGCCGGGGCGGCCUCCACAGCUGGAAGAAUCUCGACUACAUCCCCUAUCUAGACUUUGAUCCGUACGGUUUCGGAACGAACUCUCGAAGUAUUUCCCGCACGCUUGAGUAUGCCUACGACGACUAUUGUAUUUCAGAGCUUGCCAGCGGGCUGGGUAGGGGUGAUUUGCGGCGCAAGUACCAGAAGCGGGCCAUGAACUGGCAGAAUCUGUGGAAAGCUGACCAGACGUCGUUCAUCAACGGGACCGACACUGGGUUCAAGGGCUUCUUUCAGCCCAAGUAUCAGAACGGAACCUGGGGCUUUCAGGACCCGAUUGCGUGCUCUGCGCUUGCGGACUUUUGUUCGUUGACGACGAAUCCGAGCGAGACGUUUGAAGCUAGCAUCUGGCAAUAUCUCUUCUACGUGCCUCACUCCGUCUCUUCCCUCAUUUCCCUCCUCGGUGGCGACGACGCCAUGAUUUCGCGCCUCGACUUCUUCCACACCUCGGGCCUGGCUGACAUUUCCAACGAGCCCGUCUUCUUCACCGUCUUCCUCUACCACUACACGGGCCGGCCCGCCCUCUCGACUGAGCGAAUCCACCAGUACGUCCCCUCGGACUUCAACUCGUCCCCCGGUGGCCUCCCCGGCAACGACGACUCCGGUGCCAUGGGCGCGUUCCUCGUCUUCUCCGUCAUGGGUCUAUUCCCCGUCGCGGGACAAAACGUGUAUCUAAUCUCGCCGCCGUUUGUUGAGGAGAUUAGCAUCAAACACCCCGUGACGGGCAAGACGGCGACUGUGAGGAAUAUCGGGUUUGAUGCCUCAUAUAAGAACAUUUAUGUGCAGAGCGCCAAGGUGAAUGGUAAGCCGUGGACGAAGUCGUGGAUUGGACAUGAGUUUUUCACGGAAGGGUGGACGCUGGAGCUGGUGCUUGGAGCAAAGGAGUCGAGCUGGGGGACGGCAUUGAAAGAUAGACCGCCUAGUUGGACACUGGGUAAUUAG